Solanum pennellii is the source of this 505-nucleotide messenger RNA. RefSeq lists its product as uncharacterized. The coding region runs from base 1 to 492 and encodes 163 amino acids. The record is from RefSeq and is a predicted model, not a curated record. The transcript has 2 exons. NCBI's taxonomy places the organism in Eukaryota, Viridiplantae, Streptophyta, Magnoliopsida, Solanales, Solanaceae.
AUGGUGCCUUACACUAAUGCGAUUGCAUGUAGAGUAUGUGAUAAAAUCUUUUCACAUCCUCUGCCAUUACUCUAUCAUUUUAAUCAAGUGCAUGGAAGAGAAGGUUAUGUGUACACUAAUGCAAUUGCAUGUAGAGUAUGUGAUAAAAUCUUUUCACAUCCUCUUCCAUUACUAUAUCAUUUUGAUCAAGUGCAUGCAAGAGAAGGUUAUGUGCUAGAAAAACAACGAAGUGGUUACCCUGUGUCAAGGACGACACAUUUCAAGUUAAAUUCUAAACAAGGUCACUCUCAAUUUGCUUCAAGAGCAAAUGGUCAAGCUAAUUUUCGUUCAAUGAGUGAAGAAUCACAUUCAAGGGGUCAAGUGCACAAAAUUAAGGAGUUGAACCUAUUUGACUUCACAAAUGCUUUAAUCAAGAAUCCCGACAAGCCAUUCAUUUUUGAAAAUGUUGAAGCAGAUGAAGAUCAAAAUGUGGACUUAGAAUUGAAGCUCUAGAAUGUGAUGAAAU